AUGGCAGUCGAAACAUCCAUAAACGAUGGGCAACCAAAGCCGAAAGACCCUGAAAUUGCGGAGAAGCGAACGUCCAUCGCGGGUAGCGUCGGCGAAGACCUCAAGGCUGGGCAGGUAGAGCUCCUCGAUGAGGCCGAGAUCUUCCUGCAGCAGAAUGGCAUUCCCCACUCGCGGCUUCGGGAACUCCUUGACGACGAGGAGGCUCAAAAGAAGCUUGUUCGGCACAUCGACUUGACGCUUCUUCCCCUGCUUAUGGGAACUUAUCUCCUGCAGUACAUCGACAAGCAAGCAUUGAGCUAUGGCGCAGUUUUUGACCUUUUCGAGACCACAAACACAUCCUCCAGCCAGUACUCGUGGCUCGCCAGCAUAUUCUACAUUGCAUACCUCGUCUCGGAGUGGCCGGCGAGUUAUCUUGCGCAACGCUUCCCCACUGGCACAGUUGUCAGCAUCAUGGUCCUCUGUUGGGGAACCGUCUUGACGUGCACUGCGGCAUCCCACAGCUUUGCUGGUCUGGCGGUUUGUCGGUUCCUCCUUGGCUGCUUCGAAAGUGUCAUAACCCCGGCGUUCAUGAUGGUUACGAGCAUGUGGUAUACUAGGAAAGAAGCCCCAGUACGCGCGGGAGCCUUUUACUGCUUUAACGGCGUAGGCUCAGCCGUAGGUGGCAUUCUCUUCUACGGAGUCGGCCAGGCCGACGGGUGGGACGUAUGGAGAAUCAUCUUUAUAAUGUGCGGUGGCUUGACUAUUGUUUGGGGCAUCAUCCUCUUCUUUUACCUUCCCAACAAUAUUCUUACGGCCAAGCGGUAUACCGUUGAGCAGAAGGCCCUCCUGAUCGCCCGCAGCCAAAGCAACAAGACUGGUGUCUUCAGCAGCAAGAUCAAGCCGGCCCAGAUCAAGGAAGCUUUCAAGGAUCUCCAAGUCUGGCUCUUGUUCUUUUACACCCUACUCAACGAAAUCGUCAACGGAGGUAUCGCCAACUUCGGCAAGUUGAUUGUCAAGGGUUUCACGAAGGAUGCUCUUCUGACCACUGCUUACGGUAUUCCAUACGGUGCCUGGGUUGCGUUCUUCAUUUUCACUGGACCUUUCUGCGCUUCGAGAUUCAAGAAUUGCCGGACUAUUGUCAUGAUGACAUGGGUGCUUCCAACUAUGGUUGCUGUCUCUCUAUUCUUGAAGUUGGACAGAGGCAACAAGAACGGUCUGCUGAUGGCCUACUAUAUCAGUCCAUCUUUCGUCGGCGCCUUGGUUGUUGCCCUUCAGAUGCCCUCUGCCAACGUGGCAGGCUACACUAAGCGUGUGACCUCGACCGCUUUCGUCUUCCUCGCCUACUGUGUGGGCAACAUCAUUGGACCCCAGGCUUUCCUCGCGUCCGAGGCGCCCAUCUACGGAACAGGAUGCAAGGUUAUCAUGGGAUGCACAGCUGGCCAAGUUGUGAUCGCGAUAGCCAUUCGCUUGUUGCUUAUUCGACGUAACAAACAGAGAGAUGCUGAAGCCGCGGCGAACGGGAACAAUGUCGCAGACGAGGACGACGAGGUGCUUAUGGACUUGACGGACUUCGAGAACAGAAAGUUCAGGUACUCAUACUAG
Colletotrichum karsti is the source of this 1581-nucleotide messenger RNA. RefSeq lists its product as uncharacterized. Gene Ontology annotation, molecular function: transmembrane transporter activity. Gene Ontology annotation, biological process: transmembrane transport. NCBI's taxonomy places the organism in Eukaryota, Fungi, Ascomycota, Sordariomycetes, Glomerellales, Glomerellaceae. Gene Ontology annotation, cellular component: membrane. The coding region runs from base 1 to 1581 and encodes 526 amino acids. The record is from RefSeq and is a predicted model, not a curated record. The transcript has 3 exons.